AUGGAUAUAACUGCUAUUCAAGAAGUAAGAUGGACAAGUUCAGGGAGCUUGAAGUCUCAAGGAAUGACUCUGUUUUACAGCGGUGAGGAUAAACACGAACGAGGUGUAGGGUUUAUAAUUAAAGACAAUUUACUACCACAAAUUACAAAUUUCAAACCUAUAAAUGACCGUCUCUGUUACAUAGAACUUAAAUGUAAGUGGCACAAUCUGAUCCUAAUUAACUGUUAUUCACCCACUGAAGAUAAAAAUGAGGAGAUAAAAAAUGAAUUCUUUGAUAAUUUAGACAUGCUAUACGAUUCUUUACCAGCUGAUAAACCGAAAAUAGUGAUCGGAGAUUUUAAUGCAAAAAUUGGAAAGGAAACGAUAUAUAAACCAACAAUAGGAUCUGAAAGCUUACAUGAAGAAUCUAAUGAUAAUGGCUAUAGACUGAUCUCAUUUGCAGUUGCUAGAAACAUGACUAUAAGUUCCACAUGUUUCCCGCACAAGAAUAUUCAUAAACAAACAUGGAUUUCUCCAUGUGGAUAUGUAAGAAACCAAAUAGACCACAUAGUAGUUGAUUCACGGAUUAAGUCCUGUAUAAGAGAUGUAAGAAGCAUGAGAGGGAGUAGUGCUAUGUCAGAUCAUUUCCUCGUAAGAGCAAAAAUAAAUAUCAGAAUAUCUACAGAGUGGCGAAAGAAACAGAAACAUAAAGGGAAAAUAGAUAGAGAUGCACUGAAAACAUCAACUGCUAAAGUAUAUCAAGAAAAGUUAAUGUCGAAAAUACAGAAUAUACAAGAAAGGCCAAAUAUAAGUGAAAUAUGGAAAGAAGUAGAACAAAUAGUAAAAACCACAGCUGAAGAAGUACUUGGGUACAUACCAGAAAAAACAAGGAAAAUGUGGUUCAAUGAAGAAUGUAAAAGAGUUUUACAUGAAAAAGAUAGAGCCCGCAUGAAAGUACUACAUGAACCUAAUGAAGAUAACAAAAGAUUAAAAGCAAAUGAAGUAAGACAUGGAUACAAGCCCAGACCAAAUGUUAUGAGGAAAAGUGAUGGAACUCUUCUAACAGGCAACAAAGAGAUCGCAUGCGAAUUCAAAGAUAUGUUUGCAAACCUUUUGAACCAGCCAAUAAUCAAUAUCACUGUAAACGAGCUAACGACAGUAGAACAGCUACUCGUAGCCCCGUCAAAAAAUGAAUUAGAAAUGGGAUUAAUAUGCUUAAGAAUGGUAAAGCACCAGGCGUAG
Aphis gossypii (cotton aphid) is the source of this 1221-nucleotide messenger RNA. RefSeq names its product craniofacial development protein 2-like. Bases 1 to 1221 code for a protein of 406 amino acids. The transcript is spliced from 2 exons. Gene Ontology annotation, biological process: chromatin remodeling. NCBI's taxonomy places the organism in Eukaryota, Metazoa, Arthropoda, Insecta, Hemiptera, Aphididae. The record is from RefSeq and is a predicted model, not a curated record. Gene Ontology annotation, cellular component: nucleus.